GCGCGAUUAUUAUUAUCAUCCUUUCCCUCUUUUACGUAUGGAAUAACAAUAUACAAUUCAUGACAACGCGGCGCUCGCUCAGUUGCGCGGCGAAUGCCGAACGUUUCGGACGGUGAAUGAGUGACGUAUUCCUAUCGACGCGUUAGUUACACAAAAUGGAAGCGGAACCGAGUUCCUCGACACAACCGGAAAGUGUUAUUAAUUUUGAAUUUCGAAAUAACGCGAGCAACAUCGAAUCGGCCCGAUUUCUCCAACGCAUAUUGAACAAAUCUAGAGAAGAGAAUAUGUUGGUUAAACCCUUGACUGACCCUAUGGAACGCACAUAUUUCUACACCGGCCUCGAUAAAAGAAUUAUGCCUGCCCUCAAAUACACGGAUACACAAAUCACACAAGUGAAGGACAUUGAAAGAUCUGUAAUACAUGAGCGAUUGGUUGCUUUCUAUUUGAACUCAGCCCGUCUUCUCAGUUCUCCGAGUCCAGGAACUACACCGACAACGAAGAAUCUAUUCGCAGCUCUGUAUGGAACGAUUCCGAAAUACGUUGAUAUUCGUACGUUUCGCAAAUACUUGGUCAAGUUUGAAUAUGUUUGGUUAAGGAUAGCCAAAGGAUACAUUGUCAUGGAAAGACCUAGCGUCACCUCUGAAAGAUACUAUUACCUGAAAAAUAUAAUGCGAUAUCGUGAAGAGAACAGAGAGAUUUUCUACGUCGAUGAAAUAGUAUUGACCACCAGUUGUAAUCUCUAUCAAUUUAAAAAAUACAACAGUCUGCUGAAAACAGCCGCAAAAGCAAAUAUAGACUUAUCACAAAGCGUUUUAUUAAAACACAUAUACGCUGUCUCGAAAACUGGAGUCUAUGCUAUGAAGACUCUUGAUGAUUUCACCUCAUCUAACUUUGCCAGUUGGAUAACAGAUGAUUUACUACCACUGUUGCCCGAGAAAAGUGUUGUUGUAAUACAAAAAUACGAUCACCAUGAUGACGUUAUCAAGAAACCUACGUUAUACAGUGUAAAAGAAGACAUGAUAGAGUGGCUUGAACGGAAUAACGUACCGUUUGUAGAAGAUAUGUCGAAAUGUGAACUGAUGUCUCUGAUAGACACCUACACUUCUGAGAUUGACGAAUUCAGUGUAAUUGAAAACUCACUUAAGCUAAAAGGUCAUCAGUUGCUCCGUCUGCCUGUCUGUAUUGAAGACAUGACUCCGGCCAAACAUCUCUUCGAGUUAUUAAAACUGAAUGCCCACAAAGUACGAGUAAAUAUCAAUUUAAUAAUCGAAAGUGUCCCCCAGCCUACGUUAGAGGAGUAUGACAAUAAUAUAGUAGAUGUAGAGAGAAAUACAAUGCAUACAGAUAUGAAGAUGGACGACGUCUUAGAUAGUGUUGUAAAAGGCUUUCAGAACUUACGAUUUAAAGAUGAAGAUUCCGAAGUGCCGCUCAGUGAUAGUGAUUGAAAAAUACAAAAAAACUCCUUUAAUUAUAGGCUUAUAUGCAUGCCUAUGUGUUUUUUUUUCGAAGUCGAACGGUUAUUUUGUUUGUAAUCCAUACUGAUUAAAUAAUUUUCUUAUUAUUUCAUGUCAAAGUUUUCGUGGUAAUCUUGUAUGAUACCUAAUUGUUUUAAACAGAAAUACAUUAG
Cydia strobilella is the source of this 1627-nucleotide messenger RNA. RefSeq lists its product as uncharacterized. Lineage: Eukaryota; Metazoa; Arthropoda; Insecta; Lepidoptera; Tortricidae. The transcript has a single exon. The coding region runs from base 156 to 1445 and encodes 429 amino acids. The record is from RefSeq and is a predicted model, not a curated record.